UAGAAUAUAAAUUUUUUAUAAUAAUCAUGUUACUAUAAAAAAAAAUGAUAUACGACGUUUCAUUCGACUCUUUGGCGACCAAACAAAUUAGUUUAUAAAUCCAUCCAUUGUUUUACGGCCAUCAAAAUUUCUGUUAUCAUGGCGUUUCGUCUUGGGCACCAAAUUUCUCGUAAUCUGAAUAAAAAUCUAAUUUUCCAAAAUUCAAGUGCUUCAAAUGCUCGUCGAUAUAGAUCUUUAUCGCGCGGAAAUGAUUGUGAAGUAGAAAAAGUGGAAGAUGCGUUGCCGACAGGAACAGAAACUACUCAAAGGAAAUGUUUAAGAGCACGUUCGCAUACGAAGUUCAGUACACCUAUUGCAUCAACACGUAGGGAGCUUAGUACCUCGUCGUCUUCUGAAUCGCCGCAGCAGUCGGCACACGAAGUGGAACCAAUACCAUCAACCAUGUCAUCGUUGAAAAAUAACAGAAAGCAGUCUGGUAACUAUUCGUUACAGCCAAAACAUUUGCCGCCGAUGGCGACAUCCUCCAUUCACUUCGAUAAACAAUUUAUACCAGCGGUACAACAACAAUAUGAUAAUCGCUUAGAUGAAGUACAGAGACAAGCAUCUGUUAAAUACGAACAAGCUAUUAAGACUUUCAAUGUCAUCAGCUCUCGAACAGCUGCAGCCCAACCUAAAAAUGUUGGAUACCGUUACGAAUUGGACGCUGCAAAGCCGAAAGUGGAAAAAGGUACGCACCCUUACAAUAUAAUUGCAGCCAUUAAAAGUAGGGAGCAGAGUAUUGCCGCACAAGUGCCUCAAUUGCAACCAAAAAAUAUGAAACCUUACGGCGAUGUUUUGGGUAAACAGUGGUGUACGCCACUUGCGGAACGCAUUAAACAUAAGCCGUUAUCCAUGUCACAUUUGAACGAUGCUAUUAUUAGAUCUCCAUAUCAACAUUCGCCAUCGAUCGAUGCCGUACCUACGAGCGAACAUGUAGCAUUUAGUGAAAGCAAUCAACGUUCGUCUGUAGAGUAUGCACCAGGUGGUACUCAGUUUACUUCUCAACCCAUAAAUUCCUCUCAAUAUCCCGCCUUCUCUCGUAGUGGUAUAUCAUCCUCAAAGCAAAUAGAACAAUGCACGCGAAAAACAUAUUCUACAAUACAAAAAGCGAAUAUGUCUGGAUAUUGUUCGGAUUCUGAACCAACAUUAUUAUUACCUGGAAAAGUCGGAAAUACGGACAUAGACACCAAAAAUACUAAUGAAUCAACCUCGCUGCAGUUGUAUCGAGCAACGGAAAAACCCGUUGAGAAUAACAUUGCGCCAAAAAAGCGAGAAAUGAUCAGUACGUUAAUGGAAGAAAAACGGAAUUUUACAAGUCAAAAAUAUAACUUGAAGAACAAUGAAUCUCUUAAAAAUGUUAUGUCGAAAAAUCAGCCUUCAAUGGGAAGUGCAUUGCUAGAACGUAUCAAAAAAAUUUCAAAAGAAAAUUUAUUUGCUGUACGAAAUGCAAUGAACUCGUCGAUAAACGCAAAUGAGGUAUUGGACAAUACCCCCCCGCAGAAUGAUAAACAAAUUCGAGAAACAGAACCGAUUAAGGUCACAGUAGGACCUAGAUUAAAAUUACAAUCAACUGUAUCAUGGACAUUAGAAGAAUAUUCAGAACGUGAAAAGUCUUUAAUUCCACAAAGUGGUGAAAAGUUUACAGUGCCGUGGUUGUCGUGGGGUGAUAGGGUUAAGAUGCAAAAAGAAGAAGAAGGGAAGAAUGCGAAUACAGUUAAUCUUAAUUUAAUUCCAAAAUCAAUAGCAUCAUCAGCAGUGAAGGAUAAAUCACGAUCAGUUAAUGAAAGGCAGACGCGAAGGUUUUCAACUUUUCGAUUUCUUGAAAAGGAGGUAGAAAUGGAGAAGAUAUUGGCGCAUCCCGUACAUAAAGAUUUUAUAAUAGGAAUAGAUUUGCCGGAAAAUAAACAUCUUUUAACAAAAAAUACUAUCCCUUACGUAAAUGUUCGUUCUUAUGGUACCGGGUACGGCUCCGGGACCAGUACCGGUUUACCGGAUGACUGUUUGUGCGAUCCACCGCCGAGAAAAAUACCGCCAGAAUCUGUAGCAUAUUGUCACAUAGAAAAGUUUCCAAAAACCCACGUUAAUCCCGAUUGUAAGAAAAAAUGCCAAUCGGAAUAUACAGUAAUGGUAAAAUUACGUAGACUUCCUAAAAUUCAUAUUCCCGAUCCGUGUCGUGAUUGUCCAGAACCUUGUGAUGAUGCAGUACGGGCCGAUGGUUGUAUAAAAGUUCCACGGAAAUGUCUUCCAAAACUUAUUCCUAAGCCUUGUCCACCAAUUCCUCCGCCAUGUAUGACAGAUGUUCCUUUGAGGCGUUUACAACCACGUCCCGUUAUACCAUUUAGACCCUGUCCUCCACCUCCAUGCAUUGAUCCUAGGGCUGAUGAUGGAUUGAAACCGGUGCGUAAGACUCUUCCAAAAUUAGUACCGAAAAUGUGUGGCCGAUGCGAAGAAAUUAUUAUGACAUCACCACCGUUGGUUCGAUUAAUACCUAGGGACGUUUAUCCUCCACCGCCCUGUAAACCCCCUAUGUGCCCAGAACCGCCUAUUACACGAGCAGACGAAGGUAUGCGAGUGUGUCCUAAGCAACUUCCAAAGCUUAUUGCUCCUACUUGUCCCAGAAUUUGUCCUGAAGAACUCGUAGACAGCCCGCCAUUAAAACGCUUAAAAUGUGCUUGCGUGUACACAGAAAGGAUAUGUCCUUGUGUACCAACAUAUAGAAAUCCUUGCUGCCCACCACCAUCAAGGUCUGACGAUCUUUGUGGUUAUAAAGUACCUAAGAAGCACCUACCCACUAUGCUAUUGCCUGAACGUUAUAAUGAAGUAUCAACGUCAGAAUUUAAUCGUAUGAAAAGUAGACAUUAUUGUACACACUCUAAAGACACCAUGUGCUGUUGUGCUAACAAGAAAAUCCGGUUAGUUGUAGAAGAUUUUAAAAAUAGUCAAUUUGGCGAAGAAAAAAAAUUGGCUACAGUUGAAUGUGAACGUCAAGAACAACCAGAUAAUUCUCAAAAUGCAACUGUGCAGCUGAUUAGAAAACCCAUUGGUGAUGUGAAAAGGAGUACCAUCAUACCAAUCCAUUUAUUAAAAGAGGGAUAUACCGCAAACGUUGAACAUCCUGAAGCUACCACUCGUCCUCAUGCCGCUAGCGGAAAAGAUUUUGCUUCCAGAAAUAUAUCUUUAUUAAUACCUAUCGAUUGCCAAGUACCACCACACCCAUUUAUCGAUAAUUCGCCACCGAUUAAAGCUGAUUCUAGUUUAGAUGUUACUAAAAGUAUAUUGUCUAUGAGGAAACCAAGCUUAGUUUCUAUUGCACCCGAUUCCCCAAGAAGACAAUUUAGUACCAUGUUACCAAAUUUUAUUUUUCUCAAGAACAUUAUAAAACCUGACUACGAUAAGAAAUAUAUAGAACGUUGUGAAGCGGAGAAAAAACUUUGUAAACCCCGACCUCCAAAUCCGUGUGGAAAACAAAAAACUCCUUAUCCAUCGUUCUCCGAAUGCAAGGACGAUGAUCCGUACAAAAGUAUAGUGGAGAUUGCACCGGACAUCAAACAUUUGCAGCCUAAAAAUCCUGUAAUUGGAAAAUUUUGUGUAAUUACACCUCCGAUCCAGAGAAGAAUAGAUCCGAGGAUAGAAGAAGACUGUGUGAUUAGAAAACUCAAUUUAAAAAUAGACAAUUAUGGUACAACAACUUGCGAUGACUUUGGCAAGCCUUACGUUUCGUUACGAGCAAAAAAUCUUAUUCCUGCCGCUAUGAAGCAAGCAACAAUAGAACACUGUGAAGCUUGUAAUAAAGGUCCAAGAGUAUCGCGUGGAAAGGGUUGCCCAGUAAUAGACAGUAGCAGCUGCGUUCCUGAUGAAUUACAUUGCCGUUUGAUGGCUAGAACACCUUCUAUGUCAUGUGGUUGCGUGGAACCAGAACACAUACCAUGCGGAGAAGGUAAUCUCGUUUGCAAGGGAACUAUUAAAGAUUGCACACCGAUACCGAAGAAACCACCCCCUCGGCCAUGUAAAGCUUAUUGCCCCAACCCAAGUCCUCCAACACUAACUGCUUGUAAAAAGAAAUGGAUGUGUAAGGAUCCACCACCAGAUGAAAACAAAGGUACCUAUAGAAGAAUGGGAACUUCAGCUAGAGUAAACAGGACACUGAAACGAGGAAUAAAUCGUACUGCUGGUGAACAGAUUAGAAGUGUUACCAUGUGCGGCGGUUUCGGUGGACGACAAAGAAAAGAUAGUGAUGAUGAUAUUAAGAAGAGACGUUGUUGCAAAAAACCGAAAAAAGGUUGUGGUAAACCAACAAUAAAGGAAACAAAACCGUGCGGAUCGUCUGGAAAGUGUCAGAAAAUAAAAGUACCAUGUCCAGAAGAAAAACCAUGCCAAAAAUCAACGAAACCACCGUGUGCACAACCAAAAAGUGCGUGUGAAAAACCAAAGAGUGCGUGUGAAAAGCCAAAGAGUACAUGUGGAAAGCCAAAGAGUUCAUGUCCACAACCGAAAAAAACAUGUGCAAAACCGAAGAAGACAUGUGCAAAACCGAAGAAGACAUGUGCAAAACCGAAGAAGACAUGUGCUGCAAAACCACCAUGUCCAUCUCCAAAGAAAACUUGUUCAUCGAAACCACCUUGUCGACAACCAAAGAAAACGUGUUCAUCAAAUAAAGUUCAAGCUAUAAAAUGCAAAGGCGGAAGUUGUAAAAAAGUUGCGAAACCACCUUGCCAACCUAAGCCAAAAUGUGAUCCAAAGCCAGCUCCAGUAGUUUCGCCAUCUUGUCCGAAGAAAGGCCUCUGGGAAAAAAUUGUUCAAUAUUUCCGUGCUAGACCAUGUUGUCCAGCACCAGAUCAGUGGAAGAAAGAUAAACUAAAAAGAGACGCUGAAAUAGCAGCAGCUGCUGCGGGAUUUGAUUUAUGCCCGAAAAAGUUUGUCUGUGCUAAAAAGGAAGAGAAAAAACCAUGCGGAAAGAAACCUUGUCCGUUUCCAUCUCCACCUAAAGGUGGUUGUGGUGCAAAAGCAUCACCCUGUGCCAAGAAAAAAUCUUGCGCUCCUCCGAAACCGCCUUGCCCUCCACCGAAACCGCCUUGCCCUCCUCCGAAACCGUCUUGUGGUCCUCCUAAAAAAACAUGUUCUGCUCCAAAAAAAACGUGUGGUGCUCCAAAAAAAACGUGUGGUGCUCCAAAAAAAUCUUGUGAUGCUCCAAAAAAAUCUUGUGGAAAGAAAGCGGUGAAGUGUGGAUCAUGUUCGUAUUCAAAAGGAUCAAUUGUCAAAAUGGAAUCUUGUCGAAAAUCUUCAUCUGCUGCGAAUUAUUUAAUUUUCGAUUCCGGUGAAGAUAUUAGAAAAGAUUUGUUAAUUAAAAAAUGGACGAAAUCAUGUAAUACUAGACAAAGUUUUAGUACACCUUCUGAUAGCUACAACAAAUUGUUUUUACCACAAAGUGUAUACAAAUCACCUAAAUUAAAAUAUUGUACAACACCUGUUAAAAUACCUCACAAAUCUUUUAAGGAACAUUAUGAACAAAGUUGUGUAUUUCCAACAUACAAAGGACUUAAUUUAACUUGUAUUCAUAAAACAAAACGGGAUAGAAAAAACAUUCAACCUUACAGCACCUAUUCUCGUGAGAAUAUGUUAAAAAUUGUAAUAGCAUCACCAGCGACGUGCGGAAAAUUAAAUAUUCAACAAUGCAAAGCGCAAAAAUCACCGUCUUUUGUACCAAAACGAGGCUAUAGAAUGAUUGCAUCAAAUAAAGGCUGGCAAAAUGUAUUUUCUUCACAUCUUACCCCAAAGAAAUUGACGGGUAAAUCGAAUAUCUUAAAUAAACGAAUUAAGACAGUGGAGCUACAGGAAAGUAAUGAAAUAAGAAAUAGAGAAAAUGAAAUAUUAUCAAACGGUUGUAACGAUUGUACUGCGGUUGCCACACCUUCUGGUAUUAGUUCAAUGCAGAAAAUAUAUGAAAGCAUAAGAGGUUUCUUCUGCUUGACGCAAAACUCUACUCCUGCUUUUGCCAUAAAUAAUUUGUUGGGUAGGUACAAUGGACUGCCAAACGAGAGUAAAACCUUUGGGUCUGCCGAAUCGAGACCGUCUGCCCUCUCCCAGAGAACAUCAAAAGAUUUAAGUGCAAUCACACCAGAAUAUCUUGGCCCGUUUUCAAGACCGAAUAAACCAAACAUUCAUUACAGAACUUACGCAACUCAAAGUUUACGAGUCUAUACAACCGGGAGCAGCAGUAUAUUUAAAAAAAUUAAAGAAAACAGAAAACGCUGUGCACCGGUUAGAUAUCACAACGAUGAUUCUGAUUCGAAAGAAUGUCCCAAAUUUGGAAAGUGUAGUAUAAAAAAGCCGCCAUGUUGUGGUCCCAAUCCACGUGGUUUUGAUUGCUCAAUUAAAGCACCAUACCCGCCAUGUACAGCGCAACAAGCACCUUAUCCAAGUUUCUCAGAAUGUCAGAAAGAAUGUUGCAAGAGACCAAGAAACGAAUGCACUGAGCAAGAUCGAAUUUUCGAAAGACAGAAGCAAACCGGUCAAUUAGAUAUAUGUAAUAUUUUAAAAACGCCACCUAGAGACUUCAGACAUGGUGCGCCGAAAAAAGACGAUCCUGGUUGUAAGGGAGCUGCUUCUUGUAAGGAGUAUAGUACUUUAGCGUUAGCACAUCAAGCUAAGAUUUUCAAUAAUAUUCUUCCACCACCUACAAAAACUGAUUCGUCUGUUAAACGUAAUAAUAGCAGUCAAUUAACUAAGGUGUCGAGCUCAACAAAAGCAACCCUUGUUGGUUCAAAUGAUCACAAAUUGCAGCGCAUUGCUUAUUCAGUAUUCUCUUCAGACCUUCAAAAGCUUUCAGAUAAAGAAUUCAAAAAUUUCUUUCUCUCUGCAAGCUUUCUGGCACCUCCUAAAACUUAUUCAGAAACAAACUGUGACGAUACUACAUCGUAUCUCGCAGACGCUGUGAGAAGAUAUUGCAGCACGUUGACUUUACCACAAUUGGUAAAUAUAACAAAGAAAUCGUGUGGAAAUAACGCUUCGAUUCGUUUCUCUGAUAGCAUCCUCGGGCAUAAAAAUAUUAGAUCGUAUUCAACGCUUUCCCAAACGCGUAUGUACAGUACUGAUAAUAAUUGUGCAAAAGAACCAUGCAAAAUUGACCCCGAAGGUUGUUGUUUACCAAAAGCAAGAGAAUCGUGCAAUAUUAAGGCUCCGUAUCCUCCAUGUGCAAGUAUCGAAGCUCCUUAUCCAAGUUUUUCCGAUUGCAACAAGGGAUUUCCUCGACUUCCAAUUUGCGAGUGUUCUGAACAAGAAAAAGUUUUCAUUAAAAUGAAAAACUCUGGAAUGUUCGACAUGUCGCCUAAAAAGAGAAAUAAUAAUAAUAAUUGUGGUUUGAAAUUGCGAAAAUGCGAACCACCUCAUAAAAUACCAUGUGAUAGGGAAUUCUCAACGUGUGUGGAUAAAUUCUUUGCUGACCCAAAUGAUGAAAUCGAAUUUGAUACCGAAUCAUGUUUAUCUAAAGAAGAAACUGAGAAAACAGAUUAUAAACCUGAAAUAGUGCCAAGAAUAUGUGAUGUAUCAAUGACGGGAAAAAGUAUUUUUCCCCGAUGUUUUCAACAUUCAGGAAUAUUAAGUAGCAGUUCUCAGGCCAAUCUUUGUCAAGUAUCGUAUAGACAUUUUUCGAGUAAUAAAAAUCCGAAAUACAAUAAAUAUGCUUUAAAAAGAGAUGAUGUUGAAACUUGCGAUUCGAGUUCUCGCCAUCCAUGUUCUCCGGUUAGCACGCCAUACAGCUGUUAUUCUGAUCAUCAAAAAGAGUUAACUAAACCAAUCAAUCAAAGUGCCGAACGAGAUAGAAUAUUUGAACGUUUAAGAUCUAACGGUGCUUAUGACAUGAAAAAUCUGCAAAAAGCCAAAAAGCAUGCGACAUUUACCAAUCCAAAAAUAAAGUUCGACACAAACGCUCAAAGACGUAUGUUUUCGAGUUAUUCUAAAAAUUGGGGCCACUCGCAACCAUCGUUUUUCAAUGAAACGACAGAUGAUGCUAUAAGAGAUUUAGAAGGAGAAGAAUUAGCGAAAAAAGUACUAACAACUGUAGAAGAUGGAAUGGAUGCUAUAGCUUUAUCGGCUAAUGAAGUUGAAGCCCAAGAAGCUUAUUAUCAAAUGUAUGAGAAUCUAGUAAAACUGUGUCAACAAGAAGAAGUUUCUAAGAAGACACCUAGCAUUUCUAACAUUAAAAGUAAUAAUAUUGAACCAAUAUUUAGUCGAGAUGUAUUUUUUGAUAAAUGUUUAAAUAAUAAUGCUGCUCAGAAACAAAUGACCAGUGAUGCGAUUAAAAAUAUCUUCACUUCACCUUUUCCUAAUCCUACUACGUCAACUACGAUAUAUGAAGAAACAGAAAAGAAUAAAACUGAGAGUCUUCAGAAAGAAUUAGACAAACUAUUGGACCACUAUAAGACCCAAAAAAUGUAACAAGACACUUUAUCUCAAGCCGAACAAUGAAAACAGUCUGGUAAACUUUAUCAACAAGAAAAAAUUUCUGCCUAUACUACUACUGUAUCAGCCAAAUCAUACUUACCAAUAAAAUAUACAACCGCCCUGACUCGGAAAUCAUA
Messenger RNA from Onthophagus taurus, 8615 nucleotides. RefSeq lists its product as uncharacterized. Lineage: Eukaryota; Metazoa; Arthropoda; Insecta; Coleoptera; Scarabaeidae. The record is from RefSeq and is a predicted model, not a curated record.